This is a messenger RNA of Conger conger (European conger), 1809 nucleotides long. RefSeq names its product JunB proto-oncogene, AP-1 transcription factor subunit a (gene junba). The record is from RefSeq and is a predicted model, not a curated record. The transcript has a single exon. NCBI's taxonomy places the organism in Eukaryota, Metazoa, Chordata, Actinopteri, Anguilliformes, Congridae. The coding region runs from base 366 to 1346 and encodes 326 amino acids. Gene Ontology annotation, biological process: regulation of cell cycle; regulation of cell population proliferation; regulation of transcription by RNA polymerase II. Gene Ontology annotation, molecular function: transcription factor binding; DNA-binding transcription factor activity, RNA polymerase II-specific; RNA polymerase II cis-regulatory region sequence-specific DNA binding. Gene Ontology annotation, cellular component: transcription regulator complex.
CGGGACGUGGACCCGAAGCAUUAUAUAGCUUUGUUUGCAUUAAGGUAGACCUAUGAAACAUUCACCUGUUCCGACUCAGACACGGAGAACAACCACGAAUUAGACAUCGGACAUCACUUUGAUACAACUGUCAAGAAUAACAGCAUCUUUUGACUUGGUACAGUAGCGCUCAACUACUUUGGGAGUUUUUUUUCUGUUCUUUCAUACCGCUGAGCUUGAAUAUAAAACUGUCAUUGCGGGGCAUCUCAGUGCUGAAAAGACAUUCAAGAGGGUUGCCCUUGUUUUGUUGAGCAGGGUGUUCAUUUGAACCAUCGAUAUUGUUUCUCAACAAACGUCUGCUGUUAGUAUUUUGUGCUUUGAAUCGUAUGUCUACAAAAAUGGAACAACCGUUUUAUCAUGACGACUCGUUUCUUUCUGCUUAUGGUCACUCAGACGCUGCCCUUCACGACUACAAGCUCCUUAACCAGAACAUGAACUUGAACUUGACCGAGCCUUAUCGGAACCUCAAGUCCCAGCUGCGAGCCGAGACAGAUUUCUACCCAGCUUCGGCCGAAGACGUCGGCUCACUGAAGCUUGCUUCUCCAGAACUGGAGAGACUGAUCAUCCAAAACAGCAACGGUGUUAUUACCACUACGCCCACCCCUGGCCAAUACUUCUACGCCCGGGGAAUCACAGAGGAGCAAGAGGGUUUCGCGGAGGGUUUCGUAAAAGCUCUGGACGAACUCCACAAGAUGAACCAGAUGCCUCCACCAAACGUUUCUAUUGGAGCCGGUGGUGUGACGAAUUGCAGUGCGGCCUCUAGUGUCUUCGGUGGAUCCCUGCAACCUGAACUUCCUGUAUAUACAACACUGAACUCUUCGAACACUAACCUCACAUCUUCAUCCAACUAUCCCUCCGCAACCAUCAGCUACUUGCCUCAUCACCAGUAUCAGCAUCAUCAAGCAACGACCCACGGCUCCCAGCUUUUUCAGCAUUCUUUGCCAGGACAAGGGUUACAUCAACAGCGACUCAUGGCUCUGAAAGAGGAACCACAAACCGUUCCUGAUACACAGAGCAGCGACGGGUCCCCGCCAAUGUCACCAAUCGACAUGGAGAACCAGGAGCGAAUCAAGGCAGAGCGCAAGAGAAUGAGAAACCGACAGGCAGCGACUAAAUGCCGGCGACGCAAACUUGAGCGUAUCUCCCGCCUGGAGGACAAAGUUAAAAUUCUCAAGACGGACAAUGCCGGGCUCUCAACUACUGCUUCAGUACUACGAGAACAAGUGGCUCAACUAAAGCAGAAAGUUAUGACACAUGUUAGCAGUGGUUGUCAACUCAUGUUGACGACAAAGCUUAAGUCGUUUUAAACGGCGGGACGGUGAUGGACAAUUGGACAUUGCUUUGAACAAUACACUGGAAGAUAUGUUCAUAUUUUAGGCUAUUUGUUGAACAAAUAACGUUAGAGCACUGGGAUAUUGAGUAUUUACACCAACUCAUUUGCAUGUUUUCAUUUGAAAAUGGUAGGGUAUGGUUUGUUUUUAAAAGCUGAUGUAGGCUACAGAAAAAUAUGGUUCAUGUAACCUAUUUUUGUUGAUCGUUAAAUGGUACUUUUGGCUGCAAUGCACAGCUCAUUUGACAACUCAGCGCCUAUCACGCAGUAUCAAUCAUAAAGGAGGCAAUUUAUGCUUUGUGUGUUUACAAAUGUAUUUUGUAUUGUCGUUUGAUGCUACAUUCCAAGAAAUAAGUUAUUGUCUGUCAGGUUGAUCCCGACAAACGUUUUUGUGUGUCUUUUGUACAAAAUAUAUUUAAGUAAAAUACUUUGUGAAAUCA